Messenger RNA from Magallana angulata, 1816 nucleotides. RefSeq lists its product as uncharacterized. The record is from RefSeq and is a predicted model, not a curated record. The coding region runs from base 31 to 1719 and encodes 562 amino acids. Gene Ontology annotation, molecular function: zinc ion binding; ubiquitin-protein transferase activity. Gene Ontology annotation, biological process: positive regulation of DNA-templated transcription. The transcript has a single exon. NCBI's taxonomy places the organism in Eukaryota, Metazoa, Mollusca, Bivalvia, Ostreida, Ostreidae. Gene Ontology annotation, cellular component: nucleoplasm; chromatin.
GUGUUAAAACCCCCAUCAAGUUGUCUAAAAAUGGACCCGCGACUUUGCGCUCAGGAUGUGUUAAGAUGUCAUCUCUGUGAGAACCCAGCCACUCCUAUGCAUUGUGACAUUUGCCAUAUUCAUCUGUGUAAAGCAUGUGUAGGGAAACACCUCCUAGAUGAAACAAGUGAACACAAGGUUGUGCCUUUUAAAAGCCGGGGAUCUACGUUUAAGUACCCAGUAUGUCUAAAACAUUCCUCUAAACAAUGUGAACUUCACUGUGAACAAUGUUGCAUUCCAAUUUGUGCGUUAUGUGUUUCUUUUAAAGAUCACAAAGGUCAUGAAAUAGUGGACAUAAUGAAAACACUAGAUAACAAAAAAGAAGCCUUAAACAGAGAAUUACAAGAAUUAGAGAAGUCUAUUUAUCCUAAAUAUCAAGAGAUUGCAUCAACCAUUCUAGUUCAAAAGGCUAAUCUGAAUAAAAACUCUCAUGAUUUGACAACCGCUAUCAGCAAACAUGGAGAGGAUCUACACAGAAAUAUUAACAUUGCUACAAGAAAAUUGAUAUCAGACAUGGAUAAAAUGGCAACCGCGCAACUUGCUGUGUUAAAAAAACAGGAAGAAGAAAUCAAGUGCAGUAUCUCUGAAAUAAAACAGAGUAUUACUGAACUGAAGAAACUACUGAACUCCGAUGAUGCCAGCCUUAUUGCUGCUUACAAAUCCAGAAUUGCUAAAUUCAGAAAACUGCCCCCUAAACUCCCAGAUUCCUUACCAAAAUUCACCCCUCAAAAGAUUGAUGUAGAGCAAAUUAUUCGGCAUUUUGGUUCUCUGUCAGAACUACCAAUCAAAACAGAAGAACGUGUCUACAUUAUAGGUUCUUCCAGAGCUGUGUCCUUUCCCACAGAAAAACCCUUUGUUGACGAACCACGGAUUAUACAGACUAUAAACACUAAUUAUGGAGACACUACAAAAUUACCAAGUAUCUCCUGUAUUUCUUUUGAAAAUUUGUGGACCUGUGGUGGAGACAACAUCAUUAGACUUUAUAAUCUGAAUGAGCUUCUGUUGAAUUCAUUUAAAACCAAGUCAGGGAAUAUACCAGUAGACAUAGCAGUAACAAGGAGCGGUGAACUUGUUUAUACUGAUUUCAAUGAUAGAACAGUUAAUAAAGUGAAGAAUGCACAGAUACAGACAGUGGUUAAAUUACGGGGAUGGAAACCUUGUCACGUCUGUAUAACCUUCUUUGGUGACCUCCUGGUUGUAAUGGUAAGUGAUGAUCACAAAAAAUCAAAAGUUGUACGUUACUCUGGCUCAAUAGAGAGACAAACAAUUCAGUACAAUGACAAAGGACAACCUCUCUAUUCAUCUGAUGCCUCUACGUAUCCCAAGUACAUAUGUGAGAACAAAAAUCUCGAUAUCUGUGUGGCUGACUAUUCAGCUCAGUCAGUUGUAGCGGUCAAUCAGGCUGGUAAACUCCAGUUUACAUACGUUGGAAUUCCCUCUUCUUCUGAUAAGGGACCAUUUCAUCCAGUCGGCAUUACCUCAGACAGUCGGAGUCGAAUCCUAACAGCAGACUAUGAGAACCGCCGUAUCCACAUCCUGGACCAGGGCGGAUCAUUCCUCCGCUAUAUUGACAACUGUCAUCUAAUCUGUCCAUGGUGUCUAUGCAUGGACCCAAACGACAACCUCAUUGUGGCUGAGUAUAGAACAAACAAAAUUAAAAAAAUCCAAUAUUACGUGUAGAUAUCCAUUUGUACAUAUAUCUCAUUUCAACAAACUGACAGAGUGUGUGCGUUUAAUGGUAUGGGACACCACCAUAUUAUUACGUAUCGAAAUAAAC